Messenger RNA from Carlito syrichta (Philippine tarsier), 1883 nucleotides. It is a transcript of the gene NXN, whose product is annotated as nucleoredoxin. The coding region runs from base 336 to 1286 and encodes 316 amino acids. The transcript is spliced from 8 exons. Lineage: Eukaryota; Metazoa; Chordata; Mammalia; Primates; Tarsiidae. The record is from RefSeq and is a predicted model, not a curated record. Gene Ontology annotation, molecular function: thioredoxin-disulfide reductase (NADPH) activity.
ACUGGUUCCAAACCUUUUUUUUUUUUUUUUUUUGUAGCCCAGAUACCAAUUAGAAAGAAGUGUUACCAAGGAGAUCUUAAAGAGCAAAAUGCAUUUUCGAGAGCAGAGCUUUAAAAUUUACUAUGAGAGUUCAACACAGGUUAAGUGUAAAUGAGAAUCAGCUGUCUUGGGAUUAAAUACUACCACACAGUUUUUUUUAGAAGAUUAAAAACGGAAGUAAAGCAAGGAUUCCAAAUGUUGUUUCCAGAGCAGCCCAGCUGCUUUGCAAUCUGGACUUGAACCUCUUCCGGUUGGGUCAGCCUGAAUCAGCGCUGCCUCCAGGGGCUGAGAGGUGCAUGCUUAAACUUUGGAACAAAUACCGAAUUUCCAACAUUCCAUCGCUAAUAUUCCUAGACGCCACCACCGGGAAGGUUGUAUGCAGAAAUGGGCUUCUGGUGAUCCGAGAUGACCCAGAAGGUCUGGAAUUCCCUUGGGGACCUAAACCCUUCAGGGAAGUCAUUGCAGGGCCCUUGCUUAGAAAUAAUGGGCAGUCCCUGGAGAGCGGCAGCCUGGAGGGGUCUCACGUGGGAGUCUAUUUCUCUGCACAUUGGUGUCCACCCUGCCGAAGCCUCACCCGGGUCCUAGUGGAAUCCUACCGGAAGAUCAAGGAGGCAGGCCAGAACUUUGAGAUCAUCUUUGUUAGUGCGGACAGGUCGGAGGAGUCAUUCAAACAGUACUUCAGUGAGAUGCCUUGGCUCGCGGUCCCCUACACUGACGAGGCCCGGCGGUCGCGCCUCAACCGGCUGUAUGGAAUCCAAGGCAUCCCCACGCUCAUCGUGCUGGACCCACAAGGCGAGGUGAUCACACGGCAGGGACGGGUGGAGGUGCUCAAUGACGAGGACUGCAGGGAGUUCCCGUGGCACCCCAAGCCUGUGCUGGAGCUCUCCGACUCCAACGCCGUGCAACUCAACGAGGGCCCCUGCCUCGUCCUUUUUGUAGAUUCUGAAGAUGACGGAGAGUCCGAGGCAGCCAAGCAGCUGAUUCAGCCAAUCGCUGAGAAAAUCAUUGCCAAGUACAAAGCCAAAGAGGAGGAGGCACCACUUCUAUUCUUUGUAGCUGGGGAGGAUGACAUGACUGACUCCCUGCGAGAUUACACCAACCUACCUGAGGCUGCUCCUUUGCUCACCAUCCUGGACAUGUCAGCCCGGGCCAAGUAUGUGAUGGACGUGGAAGAGAUCACCCCUGCCAUCGUGGAGGCCUUUGUGAAUGACUUCCUAGCAGAAAAGCUCAAACCAGAGCCCAUCUAGUGGGGCUGUGGCCUCCUGAGACGUUAUUUAAAACUCAGUCUUCUCCUCCUCCUCCCCUUCCUUCCCUCCGCCCUUGGACUUUCCAGUGUGUCCUGCAUCACACAACCCAAGUGUCCAACCUCUCUGUGGUGCCUUGUUUCUGCGUUAACUCCUCAGCUAGCACCCUAGGGUGUACAUCCUCUCAGCAGCAGCAGAACCCACGGUGUUUAGAAACUCUGCUUGGGAUCGUGGGUGUGGCAUAUUCUGGCAGAAUGGGGAUGGCAUCACUCUCUGAGUCUCUUGGGGAAGGAUCUGCCAGGGGGUUCUUUGGCAAAUGAGAAGGGCCAGUGAGUGGUCAGGGCUCUGGCUCUGACUCUGGCAGCAGCACGCACACACACAGCCCAAGACAGCCAGAGGGGACUGUCCAGAGACACACAUCCUUGCAGGGGAGAGCAGAGCAGGGGGUGCACAGCCUCGGUAGACAUGAGCUUAGAGCUGUUGGGAAGAACAUCCUUUCCUAAGUGAUGCAGUCUUUCUUGGUCCAAGGGAAACAGCCGCAUCUCUGUGUGUUCUUGGGUAGCAGAGCACCAGAUCUAGAAGCUUGUGGGGUUUUGUGGU